Acomys russatus (golden spiny mouse) is the source of this 3347-nucleotide messenger RNA. RefSeq names its product TGF-beta activated kinase 1 (MAP3K7) binding protein 2 (gene Tab2). NCBI's taxonomy places the organism in Eukaryota, Metazoa, Chordata, Mammalia, Rodentia, Muridae. Gene Ontology annotation, biological process: positive regulation of protein kinase activity. Bases 322 to 2403 code for a protein of 693 amino acids. The record is from RefSeq and is a predicted model, not a curated record. The transcript is spliced from 8 exons. Gene Ontology annotation, molecular function: ubiquitin binding; K63-linked polyubiquitin modification-dependent protein binding.
GCGGCGGCGGCGGCUGCGACGGGGGAGACGGCUGCCCAAGUGGGAGAGGCGGCGGCGGACGAGGAGGAGGGGGAAGCCGCGGCGGCGGCGAAGGGCUCCAGACCCAGUUCCUGGACCUGCCCUGGAAAAGAAGUAUCCAGUAGAGAUGAGCUCACCGCAGUUACUUAGUUAAACAUUUGUAAGCUGCAAAUGAGCCAACCAAGGACAGCUACAGUUUGAAUUUUUCUAUUUCCAGAAAAUGCUUGGCCAGAAGAGAGGAGUACUAAUUCCACUCAGGCCUAGAAUUGCCUAUUGAGAUAGUCCUGAGCAGGCGACAUACGAAUGGCCCAAGGAAGCCACCAAAUUGAUUUUCAGGUUUUACAUGACCUGCGACAAAAAUUCCCUGAAGUGCCUGAAGUUGUUGUAUCCAGGUGCAUGCUACAGAACAAUAAUAACCUGGAUGCCUGCUGUGCUGUUCUCUCUCAGGAGAGUACAAGGUAUCUUUAUGGUGAAGGAGACCUGAAUUUUUCAGAUGAGUCUGGAAUUUCUGGUCUACGCAAUCACAUGACUUCUCUCAACUUGGACUUGCAGUCACAGAAUGUGUACCACCAUGGAAGAGAAGGAAGCAGAGUGAAUGGAAGUAGGGCUUUAACACACAGCGUUAGUGAUGGACAGCUUCAAGGUGGGCAGUCCAACAACGAACUGUUUCAGCAGGAGCCACAGACAGCACCAGCUCAAGUUCCUCAAGGCUUUAAUGUUUUUGGAAUGCCCAGUACACCUGGCGCUUCAAAUUCAACCCCACAUCUUGGAUUUCACCUAGGCAGCAAAGGGACAUCAAACCUCUCUCAGCAAACUCCAAGGUUCAAUCCUAUUAUGGUGACUUUAGCCCCAAACAUACAGACUGGCCGUAGUGCUCCUACAUCUUUGCACAUACAUGGUGUACCUCCGCCUGUGCUUAACAGUCCACAGGGAAAUUCUAUCUAUAUUAGGCCUUAUAUUACAACUCCUAGUGGUACAGCUCGGCAGACACAACAGCAUUCUGGCUGGGUAUCUCAGUUUAAUCCCAUGAACCCUCAGCAAACCUAUCAACCUUCCCAGCCUGGUCCUUGGACUACUUACCCUGCGUCCAAUCCUUUGCCACAUACCUCAACCCAACAGCCGAAUCAGCAGGGCCACCAGACCUCUCAUGUCUACAUGCCUAUCAGUUCGCCAACUACUCCACAACCGCCAACAGUCCAUUCGUCUGGUAGCUCUCAGUCUUCUGCUCAUGGCCAAUAUAACAUUCAGAAUAUUUCAACAGGACCUCGAAAAAACCAGAUAGAAAUCAAACUUGAACCCCCACAAAGAAACAGUUCUUCGAAAUUACGUUCUUCUGGACCUCGAACUGCCAGCACUUCCUCGUUGGUCAACAGCCAGACCUUAAAUAGAAAUCAGCCCACUGUUUACAUAGCUGCCAGUCCUCCAAGUACUGAUGAGAUGAUCUCACGUAGUCAACCCAAGGUCUAUAUUUCAGCCAAUGCCACCACAGGAGAUGAGCAGGGCAUGCGGAAUCAACCUACACUCUUCAUAUCCACCAACUCGGGGGCAUCUGCAGCCUCCAGGAACAUGUCUGGCCAAGUGAGCAUGGGCCCUGCCUUUAUCCAUCACCACCCUCCCAAAAGCCGAGUACUAGGUGGGAACUCUGCAACAUCUCCUCGAGUGGUGGUCACUCAGCCCAACACAAAGUAUACUUUCAAAAUUACAGUUUCUCCCAAUAAGCCCCCUGCAGUUUCCCCAGGGGUGGUCUCCCCUACCUUUGAACUUACAAAUCUUCUAAAUCAUCCUGACCAUUAUGUAGAAACAGAGAAUAUCCAACACCUUACGGACCCCACUUUAGCACAUGUGGAUAGAAUAAGCGAAGCGCGGAAACUGAGUAUGGGAUCUGAUGAUGCUGCCUACACGCAAGCUCUGCUGGUGCACCAGAAGGCCAGGAUGGAACGGCUUCAAAGAGAGCUCGAGAUGCAGAAGAAAAAGCUGGAUAAACUCAAAUCUGAGGUCAAUGAGAUGGAAAAUAAUCUAACUCGAAGGCGCCUGAAGAGAUCAAAUUCCAUAUCCCAAAUACCUUCACUCGAAGAAAUGCAGCAGUUAAGAAGUUGUAAUAGACAACUCCAGAUUGACAUUGACUGCUUAACCAAAGAAAUUGAUCUUUUUCAAGCCCGAGGACCACAUUUUAACCCCAGCGCUAUUCAUAACUUUUAUGACAAUAUUGGAUUUGUAGGCCCUGUGCCACCAAAACCCAAAGAUCAAAAGUCCACCAUCAAAGCACCAAAGACUCAAGACACAGAGGAUGAGGAGGGGGCUCAGUGGAAUUGCACUGCCUGUACUUUUUUGAAUCACCCGGCCUUAAUCCGCUGUGAACAGUGUGAGAUGCCUCGGCAUUUCUGAGCCAAAGGCCCCUGUGUCCUCUAAAACCACAUCUAAGUUCAAAAAGGUUGCCUGCCAUCGAGGAAGUGUUCACUGCCACACAGGAGUUGGUCCAGUUGAAGGUGUGAUGAGUCAGUCAUGUCUGUGUUCAGUGUCAGCCCAGAGCUAACGAUACCUCAGUCUAACGUCAUGGGCGGUGGAAACUCGUCACGUGAAAGCUCACCUGAGACUGGACUGCCUGACCAUGUACAGUGUCACCGUGUCCCACCGCGGACCAUUCUCACUCUCUCAGUGCCUUGGUGUUCCCAGGACUUCUCCCUCGUGUCACUACUGAUUUUGACAGGAGGAAGGAAUAGAAUGAGAGCUUUUUUGUGUUUUUAAAGCUUUUGGUGAAACACUACACACAAAGAGAAGGAACAAGGUUCAACUAUUUAAACUCUGCUGCCACAUAGUGCCAGUGGAUAUGGGAAACUUCACAAUCUGUGGUACUUUUGGCCUUGUCUUUUGUCUUCUCUGAAGACGCCUCUGUGAAGCCAGCAUCUAGGGUCUAAUGAUGAAAAGGAAAGCACUGUGCAUUGUCUGUACAACCCGCAGUGAGCUCCCCGCCUUUCCUACUGUACAGAGCUCCCGCCUGCUUUAAGUGGUUCCUCAUUAUUUUCUUAUAUCUCUCCAUGUAUAGUAUAAUAGACUUUUGUUAACUAAUGUUCUUUCCCCUUUAGGAAGCACGAUCAUGUUCCUUUUUAAGCCUUACCUGAGAAAAGCAAUGCCAUAAGGUCUUUUUUAAGCAUUAAUGAAGUGAAACUAUGCACAAAAUAACUUCCUCUCCUCUUGCCCUUUGUCCCCUUGGGUGCCGACGCUCUGAGAAGACACGCAGGGGCUGCGUGUGAGUGCAGGAGCGCUGCAGGCAUGUGGGUAGGUCACGCUGUACACUGACUUGAGCAGUGGGUGGCUAAACGUGUCAUUUU